This is a messenger RNA of Aphanomyces invadans, 1243 nucleotides long. RefSeq lists its product as hypothetical. The transcript has 9 exons. Bases 72 to 1232 code for a protein of 386 amino acids. The record is from RefSeq and is a predicted model, not a curated record. Lineage: Eukaryota; Oomycota; Saprolegniomycetes; Saprolegniales; Verrucalvaceae.
CUCGCACGUCAGACGUGUCGGAACCCUCAUCGACAACCAUCAGCGGCGGCGUCGGUAUCGGACGAGCCAUCAUGGACCUGCUGAAGUCGAUUCUUGGCUUUGAUGAAUGGACGGGCAAGCCGCAUGCGUUCUUCUCUGUACAUACUCUCGUCGUCGUCGGGGCCGUGGCGGCACUGAUGCUGGCAGACGUUGGCGAGCGGUUCACGUUCAAGCUCAUGGUUGACCGCAUGGAAUCGUAUCGAUACUUUCUGGCGCAGAUCACGACAUUCUUGUACAUUCCACCUAUGUUUUGCAUCGUCGGGUACAAAGCGACGCAAACUGACUUUAUUGACGAAGAAGUGAACGAGUUCCCCAAGUACAAGUUCUUCAUAAUGGCCGUGCUCGACCUGUUGCACGCCAUGCUCCUGUUCAUCCCCGCGGGCAACACGCCGCCUGCACUCACCGUGAUAUUUGUUCAAGCGACCGUUCCGUUCUCCAUGCUGUUUGGUUACCUCUUUCACAGCUACCAGUACUCGCGCAUGCAGAUCGUGGGCGGCAUUCUCAUGACGAGUGGGCUCAUGCUCGGGAUCCUCCCGCUUCUUCUCCUCCUGGCCAGCGACGUCUUUGAAGAAGCCGAGAUGGGGUGGCAUUCACUGUGCUACCUCCUCGCGGCCAUUCCAGGUGCCCUCUCGAUGCUGUACAAGGAGCAGGCACUAGCGCCGCAACCCAUGGACGUGUACUACCUCAACGCAUGGGUUGCCGUCUACCAGUUCAUCGGAGGCUUUCUGCUGGCUCCACUCAUUUUCGACAUUCCGACACUGCACUUGGACCAGCGCAUCUCAGGACUCGAGUGUCUUGUGAAUGGCUCAUCGGAAGUGCGCACGGACAAAUGCCACAUGGGGCUCGCCCUUCUCGCCGCCUUCCUGGCGUGCAAAGUGGGCUUGUUUUACGGCGUGGGGUACGUCAUGAACCACACGAGCCCGGGCGUGCUGUACACUGCAUUCACCCUUGCGUUUCCGCUGGGCUUUUUUGUCCUCGACACGUACCAGUCGUCUGGACAAGCCGACGACAGUGACGUGACGACGGCAAGGUGGAUGGACUAUUUGUCGUUCAUGGUGGUUUUUCUCGGGCUUGUGGUGUUUCGAAUGACGCCGGAGCCAAGUACGGAAGCCACGACCCGAAGCGCGGCCGAAAAGGAAGCGGUGUCCCUGCUCGACGAGACAAGCGACAACGGGCUGCGGUACAUGGCAUGAAUGAAACACCA